AUGAACAAGUUCCUGUGCUGCACGCUUGUGCUCUUGGACAUUUCGGUUAAGUGGACCAUCCAGGAUGAGUCUCCUCGCAAGUAUCCCCAUUACGACCCAGGGACAUCUCGUCAGCUGCUGUGUGACCAGUGCCCCCCCGGGACCUACGUCAAGCAGCACUGCACGGCCACCAGUGCGACGCAGUGCGCACCAUGCCCGGACCAGUACUACGCCGAGGAGUGGAACAGCGACGACGAGUGCCAGUACUGCAGCGCCGUUUGCAAAGAGCUGCAGUUCGUCAAGCAGGAGUGCAGCAGCACGCAGCCGCGCCUCUGCGAGUGCGUCGAAGGCCGGCACCUGGAGCUCGAGUUCUGUCUGAAGCACACGGAGUGUCCUCCCGGAUUCGGCGUGGCGCAGCCAGGUACCCCUGAGAGUGACACUGUAUGCAAGAGAUGUCCAGAAGGGUUUUUCUCAAAUGAAACAUCAUCCAAAGCAGCCUGUGUAAAGCACACAAACUGCAGUGUGCUGGGUUUCAAAAUAGCAUUGAAGGGAAAUGCAGUUCGUGACAACAUCUGUCAGGAAAAUACAGACGCGGCAUCUCAGAAAUGUGGAAUAGAUGUAACCCUGUGCGAGGAGGCUUUUUUCAGGUUUGCUGUUCCGACUUUCCUCGUGCCUAACUGGCUGAACGUCCUAGCAGACAGUUUGCCUGGGACGAAGCUUAGCAUGGAAAAUAUCGAAAGGAUGAAAGAAAGGCACACCCCUCAGGAGCAGACCUUCCAGCUCUUCAAAGUAUGGAAGCAGCAAAACAAAGAGCAGGAUAUGGUCAAGAAGAUCAUUCAAGAUAUCAAUCAGUGUGAAAAUAGCAUCUUAAAGCAUAUUGGCCACCUGAACCUCACCUUUGAACACCUCAACACCCUGAUGGCAAGCUUACCAGGCAAGCAAGUGGGCAAAGAAGAUAUCGAGGACACAAUGAAACGAUGUCAACCUGCAGAGCAAGUCCUGAAGCUUCUCAAUCUGUGGAGAAUAAAGAAUGGCGACCAAGACACCACUAAAGGUUUAAUGUAUGGACUGAAGCACUUGAAAACGUACCACUUCCCAAAACGAACCAUCCAAAGUCUGAGGAAGGUGGUAAAGUUUCUUCACAGAUUUAUGAUGUAUAGGUUACACCAGAAGCUCCUUUUAGAAAUGGUAGGGAACCAACGGAAAUCAGUGAAAGUAAGAUGUGUCUAA
This is a messenger RNA of Mesitornis unicolor (brown roatelo), 1209 nucleotides long. RefSeq names its product tumor necrosis factor receptor superfamily, member 11b (gene TNFRSF11B). The record is from RefSeq and is a predicted model, not a curated record. The transcript has 5 exons. Bases 1 to 1209 code for a protein of 402 amino acids. Gene Ontology annotation, molecular function: protein binding. Gene Ontology annotation, biological process: signal transduction. Lineage: Eukaryota; Metazoa; Chordata; Aves; Mesitornithiformes; Mesitornithidae.